GUGGGGAUUUGCCGUGGUUUUUAUCCCGUUAUUAUGUAAUUGAGACUAGAGUUCAAUGGGCGUGGAAAAGGUGAGGAGAUGUACUCUUCAAAGAUUGGGCCUCUCUGAAGCUAACCUUCCCGCGUUACAUUCGGAGACACAGUUCUGCUGGAGAUCGUCGAAGAAAUCGAUCUCUUGGCCAUAUGUGUGCGGGCUUUUGCUCUUCGCCUUGGGUCUAAUUUCGCUUUUCACUGGUCAUGUUGCCUCUCAUCUUGAGUGGUAUUCUCAACGUUUAACUAAGCGGUCGCGGCACUCCAGACUGAAUGAGAGAGAUAGUGCAACUACCAGUUUAUGGAAAUCAAGAUCUUCAAAUUUCUACUAUGGAUGUAGUAACAGAGGCCGUCAUUUCCCACCUGCGGUUCGUGAGCGCAUGUCAAAUGGCUAUUUGCUAAUUGCGACAAGUGGAGGGCUAAAUCAACAAAGAACGGGGAUAACAGAUGCAGUAGUUGUUGCACGCAUUUUGAAUGCUACACUAGUUGUACCAGAGCUGGAUCAUAAUUCCUUCUGGAAAGAUGAUAGUGACUUCAUUAAUAUUUUCGAUGUUGACUGGUUCAUUACGUCUCUUGCAAAGGAUGUCACCAUUGUAAAAAGAAUUCCUGGUAAAGUAAUGAGAUCAAUGGAAAAACCUCCAUAUACAAUGCGUGUGCCAAGGAAGUCACCUCCUGAAUAUUAUCUGGACCAAGUGCUGCCUAUACUCUUGAGGAGGCGUGCUGUUCAGUUGACAAAGUUUGAUUAUAGGCUUGCAAACAGCCUUGACGAUGAACUACAAAAGCUUCGUUGCCGAGUGAAUUAUCAUUCUUUGAGAUUUACAAAACCUAUACGGGAACUUGGUAAAAAACUUGCAAUGAGAAUGCAUAAGAUGGCCAAACGUUUCAUUGCAGUUCACUUGAGGUUUGAACCUGAUAUGCUGGCAUUUUCUGGUUGUUACUACGGUGGAGGUGACAAGGAGCGAAAUGAAUUAAGUCAAAUCAGGAAGCAAUGGCCUACACUCCCUCCUUUGAGCCCUGAUGGAGAGCGCCAACGAGGGAAAUGUCCACUUACUCCUCAUGAAGUGGGUCUCAUGCUAAGGGCACUAGGUUUUGGAAAUGAUACCUAUCUCUAUGUUGCAUCUGGAGAAAUAUAUGGUGGAGAACAGACUCUGCAGCCCCUCAGAGACCUCUUCCCAAACUUCUACACCAAGGAGAUGCUUGCUGGUGAAGGGUUGAAACCCCUUCUUCCCUACUCAUCUCGCCUUGCUGCCAUUGACUACAUUGUAUGUGACGAGAGUGAUGUAUUUGUCACCAAUAACAACGGCAAUAUGGCAAAGAUUCUUGCUGGUCGACGGAGGUACAUGGGCCACAAGAGGACGAUCAGGCCAAAUGCAAAGAAGCUGAGUGCAUUGUUCAUGGCACGGGAGCAGAUGGAUUGGAAUAAAUUUGCCAGGAAAGUGCGAUCAUGCCAAAAAGGUUUCAUGGGGGAGCCAGAGGAGAUGAGGGCAGGACGAGGUGAAUUCCAUGAAUUGCCAUCCUCUUGCAUCUGCCAGAAACCACACCGCAAGAAUAUUGUUGGUAAUAGCAGUGAUGUGGAGCCACCAGCAGAAAUUGAUUUCUUGGGCUCAAAUGGGGAUGUUGACUUGGAUGACAAUAGAGAGAACAGAGGCAAUCAGCAGCUGUUGCACAUAUUUAAGAAGGAAGGUGUAGGAGAAACCCAAGUAUCCACUGUAGAUACUGAGGAAGAGGAGUUUUUGCCAGAACAGAAAUAAACUAAAGAAGAGGAGGCGAGGUCUCAAACAUAUUCAAGGCAGGACUGGCUUCAACAACUCACGAUCCGCAUUCCAAUUUUCCUUUCCUGCACAACCAAUUUGAGUUAGCAUGGACGUCAAGUAGACGUACCAUGUCGCACAAUCUGGACCUGACGCAUCCAAGCUUUUUCAUUCUAAACUUCUAACCGACUUUGACAGUGAUUGGACAAGUUGUAGUGUGUACAGAGGGAGAAAAAGAAGAAAGAAAAAAAAUUGAAGUGCAUCUACACUUCAAAUUGUAACAUACAAAUUGGUUCUUCAAUGAAAUACAGUACUGUAUAAUGUUGGCUCAGUUGACAAGAUUUAGCAAGCCACAAAAGAAGGUUGGCAAGCAAUAUAUUAGAGAAAAAGAGAUGGGCCUUUGUUAGAAUCACCUCCAUUCUCCUUCAAUCCUCAA
Molecule: messenger RNA, 2216 nt
Organism: Telopea speciosissima
Lineage: Eukaryota; Viridiplantae; Streptophyta; Magnoliopsida; Proteales; Proteaceae
Product: O-fucosyltransferase 29-like
Exons: 9
Coding region: 56-1780 (574 amino acids)
Source: RefSeq, a predicted model, not a curated record